Eublepharis macularius is the source of this 1355-nucleotide messenger RNA. RefSeq names its product SAC3 domain containing 1 (gene SAC3D1). Lineage: Eukaryota; Metazoa; Chordata; Lepidosauria; Squamata; Eublepharidae. The transcript has 2 exons. Gene Ontology annotation, cellular component: nucleus; spindle; centrosome. The coding region runs from base 109 to 1122 and encodes 337 amino acids. The record is from RefSeq and is a predicted model, not a curated record. Gene Ontology annotation, biological process: spindle assembly; centrosome duplication.
AGUCGUUGAGCUCCGCCUCUCAGCCGCGUCGUCCGGACGAGAGGUCGCCCGGGCUCCUCCUUUCCGGCAGCGACGCUUCGUGCCGCCCCUCGGCUUGCCUUCCGCAGCAUGGGCGGCGUCGAGGAGGUCCCGACCGGCACCUGCCGGGAGAUGUGCCCGGCCGCCGAACUGGCGCGGCGGCGGCGCCAGCGACGGCUGCACAUCUUGGAGCUGGGGCCGCCGGAGCAGGCGGUGAAGGAGUACUCGCGGCCGGCCGCCGGCAAGGAGCGCCCGCGGCCCGAGGAGCUGCGCCCGCCGCCGGUGCUGCUGGCCACAGUGCGGCACUUGCUGGGCCAAGCGGCGCGCUCGCAUCCCGACCUCUCCGCCGCCGAGCAGUGCGCCUUCGUAGCCGACCGUCUGCGCGCCGUGCGCCUAGACCUGACCGUGCAGCGCGUGUCCGGCCGGCCCUGCGCGGCGGUCCUCGAGCGCUCGCUUGUCUACCUGCUCCGCGCUGGGCACCAGCUCUGCGGGGAGCCGCCUGCCCGCUUCGACGCCCACCUGCACCGAGCCCAGGUCCAGGAGUGCUUUGCCGCCCUGCGCCGCGCCUACCGGGACGAGGGAGACCACCGCAUCGCCUCCGAGCCCCUCUUCCAAGCGCUCUUCUUGCUGUACAACCUGGGCUCCCUGGAUGCUCUCUGGCAGAUCUUACAACUCCCCAGUCACAUCCGAGCUUCCCCUGAACUUUCCACAGCACGGGCAAUCAACUUGGCUUACUUGGAGCAUAACUUUGCCCGCUUUUUCCGCCUGGCUCGGGAGCUGCCCUACCUGCUGAGCUGUGCCCUCCAUCCACACGUGGCAGGGGCCCGCCGCCUGGCCCUGCUCACCUUCAGCCAUGGUUUCAGCAGCAGGAACUGCCGGUACCCUUUGGCUCGACUGACUCACCUGCUGGCUGUGGACAGACUUGAGGAGGCUGAGGCGUUGUGCCAAACGCAGGGUUUGAUGAUGCUGGAGGGGAACGUCAUUUUUCAGAAAGGAUCUUUCAAAGACUCUGGUCACCUACAGCACAGGCCUUCCUGCCUGCUUGUAGAUGGGAAGUGGGGAGAGACCACUUUGCAGGAGUUCACAGAGGCCAUCUGCAGCUGAAUGGAGGGACUGGGGCCUGCACUGAAAGGCCGUGUUUUCCCCUUGCUCAGCCUAAGUUGUGGUUGGCUCUGCAUGAGUGGUAAAAUGAGGUGUGGGAGAGAUUCUUACGAAGCUGAAGUUGGUUCCCAGUUCCCAGUUCCUUAUUUGCAGUUCCUUAUUCCUUAUUCGUUAUUCGCGAAGCCAAAGAAAAAUAUUGUGGGAAAACUGAAAAGCUAUAACUCCAAAAUAAAGUU